AUGAAGAUCCAGCAUGCAGUUCGCUCCGGUGCUCGCUUCAUGACUCCGCUACACCGUGGAGCGCAAUCCCCCAUGGAGGAACCGGACGUCCAGUUGGAAAACUUCUCAAAGGAGAUUGGGCCCUGCAGCUGGCAUUAUUUUCGGCAUUUCUCGCUUCGCUUUGGCAAUAGACUUCCUUUCGUAGAUCUUCCUUCCAAAGAGAACUUCCCGCUGGAGCAGCAGAAGCAGGUGCCGUCUUUUCAACUACGUGAUAUGCAGUCUUCCGAUGAGGAGUCGGGUGACAGCUCUGCGGAUGAAGGUCCAUCGCUGGGUCCUGCGGAUGAGUUUCUUUUCGGGCGGUUUGGUCUGCCGGGCUUGAUGUUUGCCGAUGAAUAUGCGUACUUCUGCUCGGGCCUUUCGGAAGCCCUCAUCAAGGUGGCAACAGAUGCGGGGUGGACUUUGUCCACGUUCCGCCAUGCGGCUGAUUCCCCAGCUGACCUUGAGAAAGCGAUUCCAGAAAUCUUUGGUUCUUCGGAGCUUUCCCGUCUUCAGAUUGCGCAGAUUCGUGCAGCGUGGGCUGGAUUGUCAAGCAGUGCAUCUUCGGCCCCUCCUUCAGCUCCAACCACCACGUCGGAAGGUAGCUCUUGGGUAGAAACCUUUGCCCCAAAAAUCACAGCUUCUACGCUUACGGAGUACAAGAAAACCUUUCUUGCUGCGUACACGAGCGAGAUUUUGUCUCCAUCCACAAUGCCCUCGCUUCGCUUGGUAUCUCUAGCUGCUCGUCAAGAAAGUAAGAAAGACUACAAGUGGAUCCCCUGGAAGCAUCGCAUGUCAGAGGAAAAAGCAGCUGAGCUCCAGCUUAGCAGGCCAACCAAGCAACCACGCUUGGAAGCUCUCGGGCUCUCUAGCUUGCUUCUUGAUGAACCUCCCACGCUGGAGGUGGGCGAUAGCUAUAUGGACGUGAGUGCAGUUCAGCGGAUUUUGGCAAUUCACGACAUUGCUCUGGCCAUGGUUGGCUCUUCUCAUUUAGCUCGCCUCAAGGGCUACAGCAGCAAGUUCAUGCAUCUUUUGUCGCAGCGGUACGAAGCCUCAUCAGGUCUCAGGCCCCCUACAGUUCUGGAGGCCCAGCAAGCGGAUUGCAAGCUUUGGCAGGGAAUCUACGCUCUUGUUCUUGAGAAGGAUUGGAGCUUAAACGAUGCCAUAUUUGAAUACACCGAGGUGCGAGGAGAUAUGUGCAAUCUGCUUCAGGCCCGUGCUAGGCCUCUUCCUUCUCCGCGCUUCAAUGAAAAAGGCUUCAAAGGCAAAGGGCUCGGUCGGUUCAUGUCUGAGCACUGGAAAGGCCAAGGCUAUGAUGGCAAAGGUAAAAGCCCGGGGAAGGAUAAAGGCGCUAAAGGCAAAACCUCCGGCAAAGGUAGUUCUGGCUCGUGGGUGAAGAAUGUUCUGGUCAACGGUGAGCUGCGCCGCGGUCACCUGGUCACGACAAGGCUCUGGGGAAAGGGGUUGGAAGGCUGGAAGGCUGGCGGGGCUGGAAGGCUGGAAGGAGGGGGGGCUGGAAGGCUGGAGGGGCUGAAACUGGAAGGCUGGAAGGCUGCUGGAAGGCUGGAAGGUUGGAAGGCUGGAGGGCUGAAGGGCUGGGAAGAGGGCUGGAAAGGCGAAGGUUGGAGUCGUCCCUCGGCUGCACUCGCUGCCCUAGCAAAUAUCCCUCAGCGUUUUUUCUUGGACAUUUGCUCCGGUGUGACCAAACCGCUUUCAAGUGCUGUGGAAGCUUCUGGUUUCGCUACGCUCUCAAUUGACAUUCUUUUGGAUCCUGCAUUGGAUUUGCUUCGGGAUGACUUCUUUGAGCAGCUUUUGUUCAUCUGCGGUUCAGGCGCUGUCGGUUACUGCGCUGCUUCUCCUAGCUGCUCGCACUACUCGCGCUUGAAGCUGUCAGGUGGCCCACCAUUUCCGAUUCGUACACCAGAAUAUUUGGACGGUGUACCUGGCUUGGGUCCUUCAGAUCUUGCCAAACUUCAGGAGAGCAAGGAAAUCCUAUCUCGAACCUUGCUUACAGUCCUGGCUUCACGAAUGCUCAGCCUCUCUUAUCUGGGUGGCAGCUUGUGGGGCUAUGGCCUUCCCUGGGCAAAAACAUGGUUGUUCGCUUCCAGCUAUGCCCCCCUGCGCAACAUGGGCUGUGUCUGCGAGCAUGGGCGAGAUGCGCAUCCUGUUAUGCGCGGUCUCGAUGGUUCCGGCUUGUUUAAAAGUAGAAAAACAGCACAGUAUCCAGAAGCACUUGCUACAACUUUUGCAGCCCAGAUACGCGGGCUCCUGGAAAAAUCAGGCCCCCCAUUGUCUGUGCAAGAGGCCCUCACAUUGGUUCCGCGUAAACCCAUGGAUCAGUUGCCAUGGGCAGUCCACGAUGGGGCAGGUCGCCACUCCCAUGCUGAUUGGCGUGCACCCUGCACUCCUGACUUUCUGCGUAAUCUGCGAUCCUUCUUGCUUCAGGUUACUGCAUCCAUGUGCGGGCCAGCCCGCCUUCUUCAGCGCCGCAAUGAGCCCAGCAAAGAACCUCUUUUCUCGGCUUCGGAAGUUGCUUUGGCUAGGGAAGGUUUUUUCUCGGCACUGGGCAUUGCAGCCCCAGCAAAUGCGUGGUCGCAGCGUGCACAUCAGCCUCUUUGCUUGCAUGCCUUAGAGGCUGUGGCUCAGGUGAGUUUAGACCCAGAUACCACUUUGUUCCCAGCCCUGAAAGCCGGUGUUCAGACGGGGUUCCAGGCGGACAUACCGCCCUCAAAUUGCUUUUGGCCCAACAUUCGGGAAUCCCUUGAUGAUGUGCCACUUUCGAUUCACUUGCAAAAUUGGCGUUCGGCUACAGUGGAACCUGCGGUUGCUCGCAGGCUGCUUCAGGAAGAACUUGAUCAAGGGUUUUGCUUCAAGUUUGAGGGUUCGCUGGCUGAUGCUCAGCAACGCUGGCCACUAGGAGAACCGGAUGGCUCAAAUGCCCUCUACUUCUAUCGUACUUGCCCGUUCGGAGCAACCUUCGCCCAGCACUGGUGGGGGAGACUGGGCUCAUGCAUCCUGCGCAUCCUUCGCAUUCUCAUCUACAUUGCACAUACGGGUCGUUUGUGGACGAUUACCUCUUCUCUCAGGAGCUAUCUAUUCUUCCAGCAACAGAUCAUGGGAGUGCCCCUUUCAUGGCACAAACUCCAGAUUUCAGUUCGGGUCACUUGGAUAGGCUGGGAUUUCCAGUAUUCUGCGGGUAUCGUGUUGCUUAAAGAAUCAAAGCGCUUGAAACUUUUGGGCAUGGUUCAGGACCUGCGCAAAAAUCCUCGCUUGACCAAAAAAGAUUUGGAACGCUUUAUUGGCCUGGCACUUUGGGCUACAAGCCUCUUCCCAGUCAUGAAGAGCAUGCUGCAUACCUUUUAUCACGACCUCUACAGUCCGGCUGCCACGAACUACAGCAUUCCGCCAGAGCCCUGGCAUGAACUUCCCAGAUACUUGACGCCAGAUUUGCAUUUCACCGUGACGCCGCCAGGUACGGGGAUACCGCUCAACUCCAAACUUCUUUCGGCACGUCACCAAGACUUGCACUCGCUUCAGGAUCUUGAUAAAGUUCGUGUUUCGGAUCGUAGGGUUUGGCUUAGGGUUUCGAGUGAAAACAGCAAGAAGCGAAAAUUGAGCCUUAACUCGCUGCGCAUUCUUGGCAUCUUCGAGCAUUGGCUUUUGCAUAUGUCACCGUUCCGCUCGAUGCGACAGCCUGCCACUCCGCUUUUUGAUGCACGUGCAAAUGUGAGCGCCCGGGGUUCUCAUUGCUGCAUAGGUGGCUAUGUACGCCACCCCUCCUUAGGUCACCGUUGGUUCCAGCAAACCUUUGCGCACGCUGACUUCUUGGCUUUGGGCAUUGGGGUUCAAGCUGAUAUGGCAAGGGGGAUUUCGUGUUAUGAAGCUCUCGCACAGGCAGCGCUGAUACUCGCGGCAUCUGCCUUGCUUCCAUGCAGUUGCGUCCCAAUUACUCUCAGAGCUCUUUCAGAUAACACGGGUGCGGAAUCAGGCCUUAACAAUUCCUUGACAACAAGUCAGCCGUUGUGCUUUUUCUUGGAGCGGAUCUCACUUCUUGCAGCAGUGCAUAGAAUCACUCCUGACGUCUCUCAUAUACCAGGUGAGGACAAUGAUAAAGCCGAUGCGCUAUCUAGACCGCAAGAGCACUCCUUGCCUCCAGACUGUUUUCAGCAUGAGCGCAUUUCCGCUACGCUUCAGGAUCUUUGGCUUCCGCGGCCAAUGAUCAGUGUGUCACCCUCUUCAGUGCAGCUUCCGUGGCAAAUUCGUUCCCGUGGAGUGCCCACCAACCUCACAUAG
Molecule: messenger RNA, 4308 nt
Organism: Symbiodinium sp. CCMP2592
Lineage: Eukaryota; Dinophyceae; Suessiales; Symbiodiniaceae
Source: the annotation of a GenBank genome assembly